AAAACGUAAUCACGGUGGCGUAAUUCUUGAUAGUGAUGUGAUUCGCCUCGUGCUAUGAGGCUCGUAUACCAAUAAGGGGUUCGUUCACGAAAUCGCGUGCAGAGUGAGUGGGCAACAGGCAAGAUAAACACCGUCACGGCAGCCAUUACUCAUCCCUCUCGCGGCUCGGUGGGCGGCAGAGUACGUGUCAUUUUAUAGGAAAUGAUCUUCAGUAAAGGAUAAUAAUUUGCCCGGACAAUAUUAUUAGUGCAUGCACGUUUGUUGUAUUGUUUAUGUAUUGUUAUCCAUUCAUGCGUAUAUAGAUAAUAAUAUAGACUGUCUGGUGAACGCCAUUUUAAUAGAUUUAGAAAUAUGGAGGACAUUUCUAAAAUAAGAAUCUAGAACAGUGUUUAGGGAGGACGGAAGGACUGCAUUGAUUUCGAGAGACACGAAAGGAAGAACCCGGGAUCAAGAUAUCAGCAGGUUCUUAUACUUCCCUAAGCUUACCGUCACUCCGUCUCAUUCCGCUUCAUUCAUUAUAAUUUCUUUCCAGUAUUGCAAUGUCGUCAGCGUUAUAUUUUACUUAUGUGUGUAAUUUGAAUAACUGAAUUUGGCUUGUGAAGUUGUCAUCUUUCUUAUUGACGUCAUCCCACUGAGUCAGCCAACUUGUCUCCAUGUGGGUGGCGGCUGGCUGGUGCCCGUGAAGGAAAAACCUCUCCCACCCUCCACAACCCUUGCGGAUGCUUCGUAGCGCCUAUAGCUUUCCCGUCUAUGUGGAGGCGUUCGUCUUGCGCCCGUUUGCUCAGGCAUCCACAGCAUUUGAUUAGUUUAGGCGACUAUUAAAUAGUAAAUAUUCACAUGCUAUUCGGGGGGUCGUUAGAGCCGGCCCGCGGCGCCAGUCUCUAUCAGCAGCAGUGUGUGGAAGGAUGCGUUGUGUUGCGCUCCUCGUGACCUGUGCUGCCGUGGCGGCAGGGAGCGUCACGCAGCUCAGGGCGGCAGGCUACAGGCCCGGCGAUGUGCAGCACCGUAGCCCUGGCCAAGACCCAAAGUACCUCAUCGGUGAGGUGAUCGCCAACGAGUUCGACCGCCACGUGCCCGUGCUGAGCGACAACCUCCGCGGGGAGCUCAACACGCUCAGGAAUGACAUCAGCCGCCAGUUCGACUCCCUGAAGCAUCACAUGGAUGUGAAACUAGACAGAAUGCAGCGCGAUGCCCCCAGCGUGCCGGAAGUCCCCCGUGUAGAGCCCAGACCGAGGGAGGAGCCGUCCGGCGCCGCCACGCCCGCUGCCACCAUCCGCCACAAUCUGGCCAUGGCGGAGCUACGGCGGCUGGGCGCUGAUCUGACCCGUGCCAUGAACGAGGAGGUGGCUAAGCUGAGGGAGGAGUUCCGCAGCUCCCUCCACAACCUCCGCGAGCAGGUUCAGAACUCCACGGACGGCUUGGCAUCGAAGCUUGGAGACGAGUUUUCGACUCAGGCGGAGAAGAGCACGACCAUGCUGAAAAAAGUGUUCUUCUUGACGCGGAACCAAAUGAUGCUGAUCCAGAGCCAACUGAGCAACAUUACCUCCGCCAUCAUAGUGGAGAAGAAGCCUACGCCCACCACCCCUCCUCCCUCCUCCUCCCGCAGUGCCACCUCAAAGAUCACGCCACAAACACUCCCAGUAACGUCCUCAGCAACCACCGACAGCGACGCCUCCGCCACAGCACCUGCCGCCACCACCACCGCUGCGGACCCCCCCAAGACCGCUACCACCACAGAGGCUAUCACCACCCUCGGCGCCGCCACCUCCAUCAACACCACAACCACCACCACCACUACCGCCUUACCCACCACUACAGAACCUGAGGAUCUGCCGCGGGACUGCAUGGAUGCCCUGAACCGGGGGAAGGUACUCUCGGGUGUCACCAGAAUCAGACCCUCCCAGGAGCCUAAGGAAGUUUGGUGUGACCAGGAGACCGAGGGAGGAGGGUGGACGGUGAUGCUGUGGCGGAAGAAGCAGCCGAUCCAGAUUGACUUCAGGAGGAACUGGCAGUCCUACUCUGAGGGCUUCGGAUCCGCUGACGGCGAGUACUGGAUCGGUUUGGAGACGCUGUACAAGCUGACGAAGGGCAACCCGUACAAUCUGAGGGUGGAGAUGACCUGGGAGGAUGAGGAGGCCGUGUCCCUCUACGACUUCUUCAGCGUGGGUCCUGGGCGACUGGGGUCCAGGGGCUAUGAGCUUAACGUGGGCGGCUACAACAAGUCCAGCACCGGCGGGGACGCGAUGGAGUACCACAGCGGCAUGGACUUCAGCACCUACGACCGCGACAACGAUGGAGCCACAGGGGGCAGCUGCUCGGAGUGGUCGGGGGGCGGCGGGUGGUGGUUCAACUUCUGCUACUACAGCAACCCGACAGGGAUCUACCCACCCAUGGACCUGCCGCCCAACACCCAAGUCGACCACCUCAUCGAGUGGCGCAAGUGGCAGGGCUACUACACCUACCUGUCCAGCUUCCGCAUGUUGAUCAGGCCGAACUAGACUCACCUGUGGCCGAGUGUUGGUGUGCAAGGGUUCGUUUGUCCUCCAGUUUGCACGCACCAUUGGAAGUUUAUUAUCCCGGACUCGUAAGAAAAAAAAGUACCAGAUUUACUUGUGAAAAGGCGAGUUACGUAAUGAUUUUAUUUUACAUUUUUAAAAGAUUUGACUCCUUAAACAUUUUCUACUUUUGGGGGCUAUAAUUUACUCUUCAAUCGAGCAGGAAAGAAAUAGACUUACAUAAGAUCCACUUUUGCCAGAGUUUAAUCGUUAGUUAAGAAUACUGAAGAUCCCCUUUUGCCAGAGUUUAAUCGUUAGUUAAGAAUACUGAAGAUCCCCUUUUGUCAGAGUUUAAUCGUUAGUUAAGAAUACUGAAGAUCCCCUUUUGUCAGAGUUUAAUCGUUAGUUAAGAAUACUGAAGAUCCCCUUUUGUCAGUUUAAUCAUUAGUCAAGAAUACUGAAGAUUCCCUUUUGUUAGAGUUUAAUCGUUAGUUAAGAAUACUGAAGAUCCCAUUUUGCCUGAGUUCAAACGUUACUUAAGAAUACUGAAGAUCCAUUUUUGCCUGAGUUUAAACGUUACUUAAGAAUACUGAAGAUCCCCUUUUGCCUGAGUUUAAACGUUACUUAAGAAUACUGAAGAUCCCCUUUUGCCUGAGUUCAAACGUUACUUAAGAAUACUGAAGAUCCCCUUUUGCCUGAGUUUAAACGUUACUUAAGAAUACUGAAGAUCCUUUUUUGCCUGAGUUUAAAUGUUACUUAAGAACACCGAGUUGUCUUAUGAAAAUUAACUUGUCAAAAAAUAAAAAAGGUUGAUAAUCUAAUCGAACAUGAGGAAGUUAACUCUUGCAUCAGCUCUGCUUCUGCACGUGUUUCAUUACUUCAGAAUAACUAGUCAACCUGCUCAAAAAAUAACUAAUCAAAAUAUAGAAACUUUAACAAUCUCCUUUGGCUAUUAUUAGAUUUUCAUACGGUGACUCAAUAUUCCUUUUUUUCUGGUAUGAGUCCUAAUUGGAAUGAUGCAUAUGAACUGGUGUGCAGACCCUGAGUGGCGUCUUUGGUGUACAGAUAAAAAAAGUAUCAAGUA
Molecule: messenger RNA, 3579 nt
Organism: Eriocheir sinensis (Chinese mitten crab)
Lineage: Eukaryota; Metazoa; Arthropoda; Malacostraca; Decapoda; Varunidae
Product: angiopoietin-related protein 6-like
Exons: 6
Coding region: 906-2498 (530 amino acids)
Source: RefSeq, a predicted model, not a curated record